AUGGGUGCUUAUUUGAACAAACCGAUAGUUGAGAAGGAGAAGGAGGAGGGAACCGGAAAUGGGUUGAGCUUUGCUUGUACCACGAUGCAGGGCUGGAGAGCCAAUCAAGAGGUAUUUUCGUUUUUUUUUUCUUAAUUUUUCACGUACAUUUGUUGGUUUCAGGAUGCUCACAACUGCGUCGUCGAUCUUCACGAUGGAUGGAAUAUGUUUGCGGUGUACGAUGGACACGGAGGAACAGAAGUAUCCAAGUUCACGUCCGCAAAACUGCCCGACUUCUUGAAGACUCGCAAAUUUUGGGAAGCGAGCGAUAUCGAAAAUUGUCUUCAGACAGCGUUUGUCGAUUUUGACGAUUUCAUUCGCUCUGAAACUUCUCUGAAAGAGCUGAAGGUAUUGAUGUCUUUCCAUGAUCUUGUCUAGAAUAACCGUUAUAGGAAAUUGCAAUUUCUGGCAAGAAGAAGAAAGUGAACAAUUCUGAAGAUGAUGCGGACACAAUCGAUACGAUUGAGGAAAGCUCCAUUCCGCUGCCUGAGCUCAUAAACAGAUACGGAGCUGCGGCCGGUGGUGGUGGCAUUGGAAUAUCGUUGUUCAAAGCUUUCAUGCUGAAUCAGGGAGGAGAAGAGUCGGAAGAGGAAAGUGAUGACGACAACGAAGAUGAGGAGACUGAGGAGACCGAGGAGAAGACCGAGGAGGACGGUGACGAAGAAAAUGAAGAAGUCGAAAAGGCCGAAGAAGCAGAACCAGCUGCGUCAGGAGACAAGAAGAAGGUGCAUAAGAGAUGCAGCAAGUCGCCAAUUCAAUCAGAGGCAAAGAAGUCGAAGUCUGAUGAAUCUCAUGAUAAUGAGGAGAAAGAUGAGCCGGAAACGGAUGUGCCCAUGUCAUCUUCGUCUGCAGAAGCAGCUGCUGGUGACACUGCUGAGUCUGAAGAGGAUUCUGACAAGGAUUUCGUUGCCGAUGAAGAAGUUGAGGAGGAGCAAAGUGAUGAGGAGAUCGAAGAAGCCGAUCUGAGCCAGUUUGUUCUCGGUGCUGGAGGAGCGGAGACCCCGGGAGAGGACUCUGGAACUACUGCUUGCGUGUGCCUCGUUGGAACCGACAAGAUCGUUGUCGCCAACGCUGGAGACUCAAGAGCCGUUCUGUGUCGUGCGGGGAAAGCAGUUGAUCUUUCUGUGGAUCACAAGCCAGAGGAUGAGGUGGAGACAACUCGUAUUCAUGCCGCCGGAGGAUCAAUUGAAGAGGGGCGUAUCAACGGAGGUCUGAACCUUUCUCGUGCGCUCGGAGAUCAUGCAUACAAGAAGAAUCGGGCUCUUCCGUUGAAAGACCAAAUGAUCACGUAUGAAUUGUGAGCAGUCAUUCUUCAUAACUUGUUUUACAGUGCUCAUCCAGACAUCAAGAUCGAGCCGUUGACUCCCGAAGAUGAAUUCAUCGUUGUGGCUUGUGACGGAAUCUGGAACUCAAUGGAGUCUCAACAGGUCGUCGACUUUGUCCGCAAUCUUCUCAAGGAGGGCAAGUCGUGCUCCGAAAUAUGCGAUGCUCUUUGCGAUUCAUGUCUUGCCGAUUCGACCGAUGGAGACGGCACUGGUUGCGACAACAUGACAGUUAUCUGCGCCACUUUCCAGCGCUAG
Messenger RNA from Caenorhabditis sp. 36 PRJEB53466, 1619 nucleotides. Lineage: Eukaryota; Metazoa; Nematoda; Chromadorea; Rhabditida; Rhabditidae. The record is from the annotation of a GenBank genome assembly.